GUAUCUUGUAUCUUGAGUACUUUGAUGUCUAUUUUCCACAAGAGUAACCCUUCCUGAAUUUAUUGACUUCCGGUUGGAAUAUUUACAAUUUUCGGACAUUUUUCGUAAACAUUUUGAGGUUCUAGACUGCUAAAUACUUGAACGAUGGCGACAACAUAUGAGCACUCGACUACAACUACAAGCAGUAGUUCAGAAGGAAUAGGGCUUGAUAAAGCUUUUCUAAGGACAUACCAGGGAAUUUUAAAAAUUGUAGAAUGUAUUUUAGACAUCAUUGCGUUUAUCUGUGCGAGUAUUUGGAUUCACUGGGGACCAUACGGAGGAGGUUGGGUACAGUUUGUAACAAUGUCGGCAUUUAUAACAACUCUUCUUCUCUUUGGCUUUCAUUUGUUUAGAAUCAUAUACAAGCUGCCUGGACCUUGGGGACUCAUUGAAUUAAUCUACUAUGUCCUGUACUCGUUGAUGUUGCUAAUAUCGGGGAUUGUGGCAGCUUCACGUGGUCACUGGCACUCGUCUAUCGGGGCCACGGCAUUCUUCACAUUUGCGGCAACAGCGUGCUACGUGUUUGACACGUUCCUGCUAUUCCGAGCCUGGCAGCAAGGCCGUAGUGGCAGCAGUUCAGCUCAUACCACUACAACAGCAACAACAGAACAUACAACUUAUGAAACAAAAACACAGUACUAAUUAUGCAAAUACCGCUAAAAAUUUUGUGAAGAUAUAUAAUGAUCAUUAAUGUAUUAAUCAUUCAUACGAUUUUAUCGUCAUUUAAGGAUUUUAUUGUUUGAUGUGAUGUUAUACUUCUGCAUGAUCUGGGCCUCCGUUCAGUGAAAGUUUUGAAGUGUUUUGGAUUUGCCAUUUUAACUUCAGAUGAAGAAUGUGUUAUAAUGCAACCUUGAUUGAAGUAACUGUAUUUGAAAGAAAACGAUGCAUUUAAUAAGAUCAUUGUUUGGAGUUUAGAUGCAAAGGAAUUAUUUUAUGAGAGCUCAGCCCGAAUGAUAUGAUUGUGCAUAUCUGAACAACAAUUAAGGAAUCAAGGAAAUUUAUAUAAAAUAGAACAAUUUUUCCUGGUUUUAUAUCAGAAACAUCAUCUUACUUAAUAAAUGAGCUUUUGUAUUUUUGACAUUUAAGGCGAAAUGAUAUCUUAUAUAUAAAACUUGGAUGUUCAACUAGAGACUUGUCCCUUUUAAAUGUGAUUGAUUGUAAUAAUGAUAUGAAUGACAACACAGUAAUGAUCAUUAUAUAUUGCAUAUUUUAAAAUGCUAGCUUUUUUGUUUAAUCUGAUUAGUUAUCUAGGGAAAUGUUUUAUUUUAUUUAUAUGAAUUAUAGAGAAGUACACUUGGUAUAUUGUUAGUUAAGGUUUUAUGUAAAGUCUGUCUUGUAAUUAGGUAAAAGAAUUUAGGGUUUUUAAAAUUGGGUAUACAUUACUUAAUUGUUGUAUAUGUAAGAAAUGAUAAGUUCCCAAACGUGGUUUAUCACAGAAAACCCGAUUUUUGAGUUCUUAUGCGUAAGAAUAUGUCACGAAGGCCGUAGGCCUGAGUGAUAUAUUGUUUCGCAUAAGAACGAAAAACUCGGGUUAUUCUAUGAUAAAUCACAAUUGGGAACUUAUUACAGUCGAAACUCGGUAUCUCAAACUCGCUUACCUCGAAAUUCCGCUUAAAUCGAAGAAAUUUUCAAGUCCCGUCAAAUUUCCUUCUUUAUAUAUGUAAUUCAACUUCGGUUACGUCAAAAUUUGAGUUACCGAAACUCCGGAUGUGUCGAAAGGGAUUUUCAGUCCCGUCAAUAAAAUUCAAGUGCAUUUUAAACUCGGUAAGUCGAAGUGAGAAAAAUAUGCGAUAAAAUUUCACACGUCAUUGUGAAUGUGGCUCGUUUUCAACACAUGUCUAUGUUUAUUGCCUAUCCCACAAGGUUAUCAAAGUGAAAUGAUGUCACACUUGUUCGCACGUGCCAUAAUGAUAAUUGUUUGAUGUAAACAUUAGACUUCUUUAAUUAGCAGUCAUUUGUUUUUGAGACGUUAUGCUUUUAAUUUAAACUUAAAAAUUUAUUAGUUUGAACAGUUGGGAUCUUUAAUAAAGAUUAAUCAGAGGUAAUCGCGAUGUGACUGUAUAAACAUUAACUUCUUGAGGGAAAACAUCAUUCGUUCAAAUUCAAAUUCGUCAAAAUGAAAUGCUGUCAAUCCUUCGGCAGAGAAACAUGGUACUAAAAGGAAACCUGACUCAAAAACAUUUGAGGUCAGUAUCAUUUUUAUUCUUCGAAAAACUGAUAAAAACUUUGAUAAACAUAAACUGUACGGAAUCGUGUAUGCGUAAAGUGCCGACAGCGUAUAGACGGCAUCAAGAAAACAGUUUCUAUUUUUUAUCAAAUCUUUUCGUAAUGUGUACUCAUUUCUAUCCAUAUACAUCCCUCCUUAUAACUCGAAUUUCGGUUAUCUCGAAAUAAAAAAGCACAGUCCCUUGAAAUUCGAGAUACCGAGUUUCGACUGUAUUUCGAUUCUAACACGACAUACUGGUAUCAACAGUGUUAGAAAAAAGUGGUAACUACUUUUUACGACCGCACUACACACCUGGAUCGGAUGACGUCAUUGCACGCGAGUGGUAUAUCGCAGAAUAAUCUGAGAUAGAUUUUGCUCUACAUGUAUGUAGGUUAUUUUCUGGUCGUGUUAGAAUUAUAUGUAUUAUACUCAGUUACAAAUAAAAAUGUAUGUACGUUGUGUAAUAAUAAUUAUGACUAUAGGCAUUGUACUAGAGUUGUAAAUCUGUUGUUUUACUGUCUGAAUAUGAACAAAUAUGAUAGAAUUAAAUGAGGUGAACAAAUACCUUAAUAAGUUUAACAAUGUGAAAAAAUACUGAUUAAUUGAAUGAGUUGAACAAAUACUUUAAUAUGUUCAGUGAGGUGAACAAAUUCCUUAAAAAAUUGAAUGAGAUGAACAAGUUGUACAAGGUGAACAAAAUAUGUUAGUAAAGUUAUUGAGGCAAACACGUACAUUCAUUAUUUGAAUAAGGUGAACAGAUACCUUAAAAAGUUGAAUGAGAUGGACAAAGAGGUAGUGGUUUUUGAUAAUGUGACAAAUAAAGUAGGAGAAUUAUAUAUAUAUGAUCCUCUCAGCUACUUAACUGUAGAUCAAGUCUUUGUUCCUGUAGUCAGGACUAUCUUGUGUAUACAAGUUUUAUUGCUCUAUGGCUGUGUUUGGGGUGCUCUGUGCUUCCAAAUCUACCCUUACCUUUUAUCUUUUAUUUGUUGUUUAUAAACCUAAAUAGAUCAAAGAUGAAUCGAUUUUACAGUCUGUAUAAAUUUUGACAAUAGUUUUGACAUUCCUUUUUAGUCACUGUCAGGUUAAAAAUUGUGCUGAAAAUAAAGUAAUAAGAAACAAAAUAAUUAUCGGAAUAAAUAUUGAAGAUAUGUUCACCUUAGUGCAAACUGUGGACAAGUGCAUUGAUAUAAAGAAGCACUGAUAAACUUUCGGCAUUCAGGCAGACGAAUAAUUUGCAUGCAUCGAAGAUUUUCAAUCAAACAUAUCUUAUUAUAUCAUCAUUCACAUUUUAAAACAAUUGUUGAAUACGUAAGGUUGUGACCAUUUAUCUGUAUACAAGUACUUACAGUUUUAGUGACCUAGAAGUACUAACAUCCUAUAAAGUCCAAUCUCAGUACAACAUCGGCUUACAUGUGACUAUCUCUCGAUCUAAAGUUAAGUAGCUAUGAUGUCCAACAAAAUUUCCUUUGUUUUCAACCCUUAAAUUUAUGUUAUCUUGAAAGACUGUGUUAUUGUUGUUUAUAUAAAGAGAUUUUUCAUUAUAUUUUUUAUUGUUUUCAGUAGACUUGUGUAAAUUUUAUUUCUUUAUAUUUUAACCAUAUAUUAUGCUAUGUAUGUCCAGACUUCCUUUAAAGAAAAUCCAGUUACAUCCCACAUUGCAUGCUUUUCUUUUGGCAGUUGAACAAAAAAAUAAGUGGCAAAUUGAAAAUUAUUUAAUCAAAACUUCUCUUUACUCUCAAAGGUCAGAUCAUUUGAAAAUUCCCGUGAACUUUUUUUUUCAUAAAAAGUUAGCAGCAGAAUUCUUUAAGUUGAAAAAAAAGAGAAACUCUGGUCCUAAGGUGUUGGUGCAUAUAGUAUGAAAUAUUGUAAUGUUAUCCCAUAGUGCCAUGUCUGUAAAACCUUUAGUUGCCUUACAUACAUGAAUCUGUCCAUUUUCUCUAUUUAUUUCAUUGAUUCCUAGCACCAUUGAUUUACUUGACAUACUGUUACCUCGGCCCAAAAAGUGGUUUACUGUACUGACAUAGAGAAACACCUGAUUAAUUGUAUUGACAUAAGAAACAGUUAACUUGUUAACUGCAUUGACAUGAGAAGCAGUUAACCACUUUUUGCAUGAAGGUGAUGUAUGAGUAUGUUGUAGACUGUAUGCCACGUUCCUGUACUUCUUUAAAAACAUAGAUGCUAUUGUGCUGUUUAAGUGACAUUUGUUACACAUUUGCGAUUAUUGUUCUUUAGUAUGCAGCUGAAUAAGCUUGAUAGGGCACCAUUUCAGAUGUAAACGUCGUAAAGGUGCACCAUUUCAGAUGUAAACAUCUUAAAGGUGCACCAUUUCAGAUGUAAACAUCGUAAAGGUGCACCAUUUCAGAUGUAAACAUCUUAAAGGUGCACCAUACCAUUUCAGAUGUAAACAUCGUAAAGGUGCACCAUUUCAGAUGUAAACGUAAAGGUGCACCGUUACAGAUGUAAACGUAAAGGUGCACCAUUUCAGAUGUAAACGUCGUAAAGGUGCACCAUUCCAGAUGUAAACAUCUUAAAGGGACACCACCCAAGAUGUAACUUGUUAUAGGACACCUUGACUCAAGACAGAACACAUUAAAGGGGUGUGUCUUUUUUUUUUGUUCUUAGAAUUUAGAAAGUACUUUUUAUUGGUUAUUAUUUCGGAGAAAAUGUAAAUUCAGUGAAGAAGUCAGCUUGAGGCGGUAUUUAUUUGUAUAGCCUGUAAAAUAUUUGAAAAGCUCUCUUCUGCAUUAGUAACACAGUAAUUUUUUUAAAUGUAAAAUGGACUUAACUUGGCAGUUUUCUAUCAUUAAAUGAUAAUAAAUGACAAUUUAUGAAAAUAGUAAACAUUGCUAUUUUUGUUACAAAUUGAUAUUGUGAUAUACAUCUGGAGGCUUGCCCAUUUACAACCACUGAAAGACAUGCUAUUUUAUGAGGAAUUUCUGACCAAAUGAAAAGUGUUGAAUGCUUUAAACUUUCAUUAUGCAAGGUAUCAAUUGGCAGUUUAUCCUUUAGCUUACUGCUUUUAUUUUGUGCAAGAUCAUUUAUAUACAUUGUACAUUGUUCUGGUAUUUUGACUGCAUAACUAGUCAUAUUUUUUGUGUAUAUAUUAUAUGUUUGUUAUGCACCAGGUACAUAAAUAUAUGCUUAUUUGUAUAGUCAUUUUUGGCAUUGAAACAUACACAUUUUACAUUGAAGAACAAAUAGAAAAUGUUGUGUGUUGGAAGCAUCUGAUUGGAUGUGUCACAAUUCUAAAAUUAACCAAUUUAAGUGGAACAUUUUUAUUCAUGGCAUCAGAGGUGCAUUUUAAGAGUGAUGUUUAAAUUUAAAUUAAAGUCACAGAUGUUUUGACCAUCUUUCUUUGCAAUUUUUUAUGUAAAUGUUCCUGUUGAAUUAGAUAAAUUUGGUGAAGUUAAAAACAACAUUUUAAAACUGUAUUUCUAUGUUCCUGUGUGCUUGGUUUACACAUCAUAAAUUUCGUGCUCCUUGUCUGGUAGGCUGAAGGAACAAACAUUUUUUACCAUAGAAGAAAAAAAUAGGAUAUUUCAUAUUUCAUCCAGUGUUGCAGUGAUAUCCAGAAAUACACUGUAUUCUAUAUAUUCAGCUGCUAAUAGUAAGUCCCAAAAAAGGGGUCUUACAAUAGGCUUUUGAUUGUUUUAACAGUUACAAACAUUUAAUAGAGGCUUCUUGAUAAGCUUUGUUUUAUUUUAGUGCAUUUUCAUCCAUCAAGAGAUUUGUCAGAAUUCCGAGACAAACCUCUGUUUCUCUCCUGUAUUUUAUGUGGCCGGUCAGAUUGAAAAUUGAGUAUUAUCAAUGCAAAAUAAUUGCCAACAAUGAAUAAAGUCGAUACAGCAUGAUUAAUAAAAAUUUAAUUUUCUAACCAGAUAUUUAUAAAUUUACCUUGAGGAAUAAUGAUAUUCUUUGUAAUUUGGUGUUAAUAUUGAAAAGGAUUGGAUCCGGCUUUUCAUGGAAGGUUUUGAUUGGUUUGAAAAGGUCUGUCACAAAAUGUUUCUUAAUGGCUGAAACCUUUUAUCUGUAAGGUAACCAAACUAAAAAUACAGGGGAAAUGUGCCAGAGGUUCGGCUAGGGAAUCUUGGUAAAACUCUGGUAUGUGAGAAUGUUUUAGUGCAACAGUUUCCUUUUUUGUACUCACAGCUCGCUUCACAGGAAUGCCUGGAGAUUUCCAGUCUGCAGGUUAUUCCACAAGGAGCUUAAAAGUCUUUGUGCUUCCUUUGUGAUAACUUCCUCCAAAAACAAAUUCGAAGUUUGUGCCCAAAAUAAAUUAUUCAGACAUUAUUGGAAAAUAUCUGUUUCUGUUCAUCAGAAAUCUAUAUUUUCCUAAGAAUUGUAACACAAAACUAAAAGAUUUUGUUUUUUUUUUUUAAAAAAAGAUUGAUCUUAAAAUAAGCUAACUACUAUGAUGUAUUGAAUAACAAAGAUUUGUGUUUUCAUUAAGCAAAAAAUUUCUAGAAAUAAUUCAACUGAAUCUCAUGUAACAAGAUCUGGCGACUUAUUUUUAAAAUCUUUAAUUAUUUACCUUGGUUAGCUUCUAUUUAUUUGAUAGUUUAGUUUGCUAAUUUAGGCUUAUGUAAGUUUUUAAGCCUAGUUAUGUUUAAUUUAUUUGUGUAACUGCUGUUGGAUAAAGAUCUGGUUUUUAAGUACAAGAAUAUUUUUUUUAUAUUUUUUCUUUCUGUUUUCAUUUUCUCAUUAACAAGACAUAAUUUUAUGUCUUUAAUAGAAUUAUAGUAGAUGCUUUAACAAAACCUUUUUGCUUUCUUCUUCAUUUAUUUCAUAUCAUACUAAUAGCCUAAUGUGUAUAUGUGUACAUUUUAUUAUUUAAUAAAUCUAGAAACUUU
Mercenaria mercenaria is the source of this 7095-nucleotide messenger RNA. RefSeq names its product CKLF-like MARVEL transmembrane domain-containing protein 7. The coding region runs from base 145 to 681 and encodes 178 amino acids. Lineage: Eukaryota; Metazoa; Mollusca; Bivalvia; Venerida; Veneridae. Gene Ontology annotation, cellular component: membrane. The record is from RefSeq and is a predicted model, not a curated record. The transcript has 5 exons.